Molecule: messenger RNA, 506 nt
Organism: Lottia gigantea (owl limpet)
Lineage: Eukaryota; Metazoa; Mollusca; Gastropoda; Lottiidae
Exons: 3
Source: RefSeq, a predicted model, not a curated record
UCUCACUUCAUCGACUCAACAACCACCACGACUACAAAUCCAAAAUGAACAAGAUCAUUGCCGUCGUUCUCUGCUUGGCUUUCGCCUCCAUGACCAUGGCUGGCAACCCCUUGAUGAUGGGUGGUUUAGGAAUGAUGAACCCCUACAUGAUGGGUAUGGGAGGCUUAGGUAUGAUGAACCCCUACAUGAUGGGUAUGGGAGGUUUAGGCAUGAUGGGUAUGGGAGGUUUAGGUAUGAUGGGUAUGAUGAACCCCUACAUGAUGGGCAUGGGAGGUUUAGGUAUGAUGGGCGGUUACGGUAUGAUGGGCGGUCUUGGUAUGAUGGGUGGACUUGGUAUGAUGACCGGAUACAAGAAAUAAGCUACAAGACGAUAUGAGCAGAUUAUAGAACAAAUUAACAAUAUGAAAUAUUACCUAAUAUAUACCUCUAAUUAUAUCUCUAAUUUGUAUUGUAAAUUAAUAUAUAUAUUAUACCAGAAUAUUUUAAUAAAUAGAUAUCACAGAUAU